AUGGCAGCCUCCACAGGAGCUAAAGUUCCUCCUAAUUUUCGCUUGUUUGAAGAACUUGAAGAAGGACAAAAAGGAGUAGGUGAUGGUACCCCGCAGCAGUCAGGAACGCUGUGGCCGCGGCCCCCGCCUCUUCCAACGCUGGGGCAUUCUCGCUCGCUCGACCCCAGCGGCGAGGGGAUCAACACAGCGCACGGUGCGGGUGGCAGGCCAGAUCUGGGAAGAGCGAUCGCCCAGGCGACGGCGCAGGGGGCAGAACACCGUGACGGGCAAGCGCGUUCUCCUAACCCUAACCUCGACAAACUCGAGGAGGUCCGCCGCACAGCCAACGUUCAGCGCCGUGCUGAGCGGCCGCUGGCCGCUCCCCUCCACGCUCCCACCUGCUGUGAGAUGACUGCGGAUGAAUUAGCUUUGGAGGAACACAGGGAAAGAUCCAAGGACUUAGGGAAGUUUUCAGAUCUGGGUUUAGAACUUUCGUUAUUGAGGUUUCUCAGUGCUGAGCUAACAAGAGGGUACUUCCUUGAACAUAACGAGGCCAAGUAUACAGAAAGAAGAGAAAGAGUAUACACUUGUAUGCGAAUACCAAGAGAACUGGAAAAGCUCAUGGUUUUUGGAAUCUUUCUAUGCCUGGAUGCAUUUCUGUAUAUAUUCACCCUGCUUCCUUUACGAGUUUUCCUGGCGCUCUUCAGGCUGCUCACUUUGCCUUGCUUUGGCUUAAGGGACAGACGUUUGCUUCAGCCUGCCCAGGUGUGUGACAUUUUGAAGGGUGUCAUUCUGCUAAUCUGCUAUUUCAUGAUGCACUAUGUUGACUACUCCAUGAUGUACCACCUGAUAAGAGGGCAGUCUGUCAUCAAGCUCUACAUCAUCUACAACAUGCUGGAGGUAGCUGAUCGUUUGUUUUCAUCGUUUGGACAAGAUAUAUUAGAUGCUCUCUACUGGACAGCAACAGAACCUAAAGAAAGAAAAAGAGCCCACAUUGGGGUGAUUCCUCACUUUUUCAUGGCUGUUCUCUAUGUCUUUUUGCAUGCAAUUCUUAUAAUGGUUCAAGCAACAACUCUCAACGUAGCUUUUAACUCACACAACAAGUCACUGCUUACUAUCAUGAUGUCGAAUAAUUUUGUUGAAAUUAAAGGAAGUGUUUUCAAGAAGUUUGAAAAGAACAAUCUCUUUCAAAUGUCAAACAGUGAUAUUAAGGAACGAUUCACAAAUUAUGUGCUUUUGCUAAUAGUGUGUCUAAGAAACAUGGAACAGUUUUCUUGGAAUCCAGAUCAUCUCUGGGUGUUAUUUCCAGACGUCUGUAUGGUGAUCGCUUCAGAAAUUGCUGUGGAUAUUGUAAAACAUGCCUUUAUCACCAAGUUCAAUGACAUUACUGCAGAUGUCUACAGUGAGUACAGAGCCAGCCUUGCUUUUGACCUCGUAAGCAGCCGACAGAAAAAUGCAUAUACUGAUUACAGUGACUCCGUAGCGAGGAGGAUGGGGUUUAUUCCUCUCCCACUAGCUGUUUUACUCAUCAGAGUUGUAACAAGCUCAAUUAAAGUGCAAGGAAUCCUGUCUUAUGCCUGUGUCAUACUCUUCUAUUUUGGGUUGAUAUCCCUGAAAAUACUGAAUAGCAUUGUGCUAUUGGGGAAAUCAUGCCAAUAUGUGAAGGAAGCCAAAAUGGAAGAAAAGCUGUUCAAUCCUCCCCCAACCAGCACUCCAGGCAAGCUAUCCAGCAAAUCACAAAACAAAUGUAAAUCCUCUCAAGGCCUGUCCACAGAAGAAACCUUGUCUGCUUCGGUCACCAGCCGUCCCGUUCACCAGAAAGAAAAUGUCAUACCAUUACUUGUGACAAGCAAUUCUGAUCAGUUUCUGACAACUCCAGAUGGUGAUGAGAAGGACAUAAUACAGGAAAGUUCUGAAUUAAAGCACAGAUCCUCAAAGAAAGAUUUGUUAGAGAUAGACAGGUUCACAAUUUGUGGAAAUCGCAUUGACUGAAUUCUGUGGUUCUGUGUGUUGAAGAUUCAGGUCCUGGGGCAGCAAAUGCUGUGUACUGCUAGAAUGGAUGGAUGCUGAAAAUGGCACUUAAAUAUUUAUUUUAAAACUUAAAUUAUUACUGGCAAGCAAAUCUUUCUUCCAAUAAUGUGGUCUGGCUGAAGGUCUGAUCACAGAAACAGCAGCGACCUCUGGCCUUGACUCUGGGAAACCUAACGGACUAUGGAAACUUCCUCCUGCUCGGUCAGGCAGCCAUGCCACCUCCAGGACCUGGUGGAAGCAAUGUGAAAAUCUUUUGCUUUGUCAGUCUGAGCUUCCAAAAGUCCAAUAUUGCCUAAAGGCCUCUUCAGUAUAAGGAUAUACCUGGAAAACUGUGAAGCUUUUAUCAUAUUACCUUUCUAGUCUCAUACUGUUUUCACAGACAGUUUUCAAACUUUACUUCAUCUGCCAAAGCAUUAAAAAAUUAUUAAACAUAAGUCAAGAUAAAUGUUCUUACCACCAGAAUAAUCUUUGAAGUUGUAUCUGAAUUAAUCAGAAUAAAAGGCUACCUUAAAUAAGAUAUAAUGAAUAGUAGCAUUUUAUAGGGGGGGAGGGGAACUAAGCCAGUUUGUUUAUUUAAAAAUUAAUUGAUGAAGGUUAUACAUCACUGAGAAAAUGUUUUAUAAUUUUCACUUUAUUCUUUAAAGCAAAUGUGAGCUGUGUAUUGUUUAAUCCAGUGGAUAAGUUUCCCGACAAAAAGACAUUUUUUAUACUGAAAAAUUAGCAGUGUUAACUUUAAGGUAUAGUUAACAGGUUUUAUUUUAAAAUUAGUUACUUCAUAAAUUACUAUAGCUAAAGGAUUUGCUGUUCAGUAGGCUGAAAAAUUAUUAAUGAACAAAAUUUAAAACUUUAAGUGGAUUUUUUUUUUUAAAGUUUUAAAGUAAGUAUCCCAAGUGGAUUGGACAAUACCAUCUUACCUAGGCUUAUAUAAUGCUUUAGUGCUGAUCAGUGGGUAUGCUUGUUCUAGGGUGGAUCUGUGUUUUAUGGAAAGAAAAGUGUGAGAAGGUGACUGUCAGGUGCACACGUGCUUGGGAUGGGGCAGGCCCAUCUUGGCAGAGGACCUGUGUGGAAAAGUAAGUGGGGCAUUUGGGACACAUUGAUGGCUACCUGGGUGUGGAGAGACAUUUGUAUAUGGAUGGUGAGAACAACAACCAAAGGGUGCUUUUGGAUUUGUUUGCGAUCAAGAUUCCAUUUCCACUUAAUUACUAGUUUGUGGCCUCUAUCACAGAACAAGUUAUUUUCCACCUCAUUUUAUCUUGGGAAUCCUCUCUGCAUCUCUAUAAAAAUUUUAUAACUUCUGAUUUCAGAACUUUCCAGAAGCUGGUAGUGUUAACUGUUAUUUUGAAGUUCAGCUCUUGUGUUGAACUUUUAAGCAUAUAUAUGCAGAAGGCAAAAUACAAUGCAAAUUUUGAUGUUUUGGAUUCUUCAUUUGGAAUACAGAAGUGAAUUUUAAUAUGUUGCAUUAAUUAAAGGAGUCUGGAGAUUGGCAUUGAAGAAAUUGUACAGACAUGCCUUUGUGAAACCAGGAAGUAUUUUAAGUUAAAAAUAAAAACUCGUUUAAUGUUUGUUUCAGUGGUGCCCGAUUGUAGAGUUAUUUUUUUUUAAUCCCCUUUUCAUCAACAAAAGGAAUAAUGUUCUCAGUGGAUAGGAAUAGUUAGAGGAAAGCUUUGCCAAACGUAACCCUGAUCAGAGCAAGAACAUGGUUCAGUGUAUCUUUCAAUUCUGUGUGAAUUGUUCUGUUAUUGUGCUGUCAUUUUCUGAAGAUUUUCAGUUUCUAGCAAAUGCUUUUGGGAGUUUGGGAUGAUGUUCAUUUCUUCUGUUAAAAUGGCAUUCAGUACUAAUUUUAUAAGUGCAUCUUGUGUGAAACUCAAUAAAUUCAAUUUUGUAAUCUUU
Messenger RNA from Tupaia belangeri chinensis (Chinese tree shrew), 3900 nucleotides. It is a transcript of the gene TAPT1, whose product is annotated as transmembrane anterior posterior transformation 1. Gene Ontology annotation, cellular component: endoplasmic reticulum membrane; ciliary basal body. The transcript is spliced from 16 exons. Gene Ontology annotation, biological process: positive regulation of cilium assembly. The coding region runs from base 1 to 1971 and encodes 656 amino acids. NCBI's taxonomy places the organism in Eukaryota, Metazoa, Chordata, Mammalia, Scandentia, Tupaiidae. The record is from RefSeq and is a predicted model, not a curated record.